Conger conger (European conger) is the source of this 904-nucleotide messenger RNA. RefSeq names its product profilin family member 4 (gene pfn4). Gene Ontology annotation, molecular function: actin monomer binding. Bases 170 to 640 code for a protein of 156 amino acids. The record is from RefSeq and is a predicted model, not a curated record. Gene Ontology annotation, cellular component: cell cortex. NCBI's taxonomy places the organism in Eukaryota, Metazoa, Chordata, Actinopteri, Anguilliformes, Congridae. The transcript has 3 exons.
UGAUCAGUUGAGAUUUGUAACGUUCGCUGUGUGCUUAGCAGCUAACGUAUUGUGAGCCAGCUGGGAAAUUAGCUAUUCAUAAUUGUCUAGUAACGUCCGUGUUUUAUCGUAUAUGUUCGCUAACGCUGUCUUUAACGUAAGUACACUACAGGAUUAGCUAGCUCUGAAGAUGAACCAGCUGCAAACUUUACUAACUGAUUGCUUAAUCAAUACAAAACAUGUUGAAAAUGCAGCAGUCGUUACUACAAAAACAGCAACUGUAAGUGCAACGUCCCAGAGAUUUAAUAUUCCAGUGCCAAUGAUGCAGAUGUUAAUAGACUCCUUCCAUCAUACUCUAACGAGAGAGGAGGGAAUCCGUUUCAUGGGCAAGAACUACACCUGCGUCAGAGCUGACAAGAACUCGAUAUACUGUAAAUCGAAUGAACAUGGGCUAAUAUUAGUGAAAACAGCUGUGUACAUAAUAGUUGCCACGUACAAUGACAGCAUGUACCCUAGCGUGUGUGUGGAAGCUGUUGAGAAGCUGGGUAAGGUGGAUAACAGCAAUUAUUUUUGUAUGUUCAUCUGCCCAUACCAUGUGCACAGUGAUUCUGCCAGAAGAAAACUCAAUCAAGUCAAUCAUACUCAUCAAUUACAGCAUUAAAAUAGUCUGUUUGUACUCAGUGUGUAUGGAUUAUUAAGUGUGGUGUUUUUUCUCCAGCCGCAUAUCUAAGAGAAAAGGGGAAAUGAAUCCAGAAGAAACUCAAGGAGGGAACAUUGGUCGGUUAUAACCUGGAACUCUGAUUCAUGUAAAUGGAAUAGCAAUUGGAUCCUGACCACAUUGUUUUUGAAAAUGUAGUCUUCUAAGUUCACAGAAAAGCUAAAGUAACCAAUACAAUGCAGUGAAAAUGUAUUUACCCCCUUCCUG